CGACCUUUUUCUUCCCAUUUUUAAAGGAUGCCUGCCUGUCUGUGUCUGUCUGUCUGUCCACCUGCCUUGCCGUGCCGUGCCUUGCCGCCGCCGUGUUGCAUGGUGGAAUUCAGAUCUCUCUUCUUCUCCGGUCAUUCUUUCGUUGAUAAGCAGCAGGACUGAUUGGAUUGAGUAAACUGCUAUGUCGGUGCCGCGGCCACCCUCGGCCGCCUGGGACUGCAUGUUACCGGGCCCGCCUUCCAAGAACAACGGCGGAUCCGCCGAGCUCUCUUCAGCUGGUCUUCUCGCCUACGGUGCUGGCAGCUCCGUCGCCGUCAUCGAUACCCACUCCAUGCAACUCGUUUCCACAAUCCCUCUGCCUCCUCCCCCUUCCGCCGCAGCCUCGCCUUUCAUCACCGCCGUGCGCUGGUCUCCACUGCCUCUUCCGCACCACCUUCUCGACACCGACAACUCAUCCCCGCACCUCAUGCUCUCCGUCGGUGAUCGCCACGGCCGCCUUUCCUUGCUUGAUUUCCGCUCCAAAUCCCCAAUUCUCUUCUUCGAGACCAAUUACCCAAAUUCGGCCAAAUUAGGUAUCCAGGAUCUCUGCUGGAUCAGGACCCGAUCUGACUCCUGGUCACUCGCUGCCGUUUCAGGGCCCUCCUUGCUCUCCAUUUACAACACUACCACUGGCCGCUGCUUCUUCAAGUAUGACUCUUCGCCGGAGUACCUAUCGUGCCUCCGCCGAGAUCCCUUCGAUUUCCGCCAUUUUUGUGCCCUAGGACUCAAAGGAUUCCUGCUGUCGUUGAAGCUAUUGGGGGAUGACUCUGAAAACGAUGUUGCGUUGAAGGAAUAUCAGAUUCGUACUGAAGCUGCUGAGUUGAACAGAUUGGAGAGGGAUUCUUCUGGUGGUAACAAUGGAGCACCAGCCUCUGCGGCUUUCCCAAAUUAUGUGGUGAAGUUUGCUUUCUCACCACACUGGAAGCAUGUUCUAUUAGUGGCGUUUCCGAGAGAGCUGGUGCUGUUUGACUUGCAGUAUGAAUCAGUGUUAUAUUCUUCAGGGUUGCCGAGGGGCUGCAGUAAGUUUGUAGAUAUAUUGGCUGACGUCAAUAUGGAGGUUUAUUAUUGCGCUCAUAUGGAUGGGAAGCUCAGUACUUGGAGCCGGAAACCGGGAGGACAGGAGUAUGCUAUGUGUUCAACGGAUGAAUUAAUGCCCUCAAUUGGCACAACUAUUCCUUCUCCAUUAGUUCUUGCUGUCACUAUCUCCCAAUCAGAUUACACACUUCAAGGGAUUCGCAUGCGUUGUCCUGAUGUGGAUUCAUAUGAAACUGGUUUCGAUAAUCCUUAUGAUUCUUUUGACAAGUCCCAUAUCAUUUCAAAAACACAUUUAAUGUCCAUUUUGGAUGAUGGAAAAGUGUGGAAAUGGAUUUUGACUGCUGAAGGGCCUGGCAAUGCUCAGAAUGAUAAUAAAGAUAAUGUGAGGAAGCUUUCUGAAAUCCAUCAACUUUCAAUCUCUGAAAACAAAUCCUCUCCAGAACAAUUAUUUGCUGACAAACUUGAAAUGAGUGGAGUCACACUUCAAGAUGCAAAAGGCAGAGGGAGUAGUCAAUCAGGUCCCAUUUCUGCUGCAAAUGAUCUUUCCUUUAAGAUAAAUCUGGUGGGACAACUUCAGCUCCUGUCAUCAGCUGUGACUAUAUUGGCUGUUCCAUCCCCUUCAUUGACUGCUACUUCAGCGCGUGGUGGGAACACUCCUGCUGUAGCCGUUCCUCUAGUUGCUUUAGGAUCACAAAGUGGCACAAUAGAUAUUAUUGACAUCUCUGCCAAUGCCGUUGCUGCAAGUUAUUCUGUUCACAGCAACGUUGUCAGGGGAUUACGAUGGCUAGGAAAUUCUCGAGUUGUGUCAUUUUCUUAUUCUCAGGGAACUGAGAAAGAAGGAGGAUAUGUUAAUAGGCUUGUUGUAACCUGCCUACGAAGUGGCCUGAAUCGAACAUUUCGAGUGCUUCAAAAACCAGAGCGAGCACCAAUAAGAGCAUUACGAGCUUCUUCUUCUGGAAGAUAUCUUUUGAUAUUGUUCCGGGAUGCACCUGUAGAGGUGUGGGCAAUGACAAAGACCCCAAUCAUGCUGAGGUCAUUAGCUCUUCCUUUUACUGUUCUUGAAUGGACACUCCCUACAGUUCCGCGACCAGCACAAAAUAAACCUUCUAGGACCUCGUCAUUUUUGUCCAAAGAUUCUGCCAGUCCCUCAACAGAGGCUGCUUCCCCUACUGCAGCAUCUUCGACAGAUGGCAAAGAGGGAUCAGAUGGAUCCAAUGAAGAGUUUUCAGAAAGCUUUGCAUUUGCCCUGGUUAAUGGCGCCCUUGGAGUUUUUGAGGUGCAAGGAAGAAGAAUCCGGGACUUUAGACCAAAGUGGCCAUCAUCUUCUUUUGUUUCCUCUGAUGGGCUGAUUACAGCCAUGGCUUAUCGCUUACCCCACGUAGUCAUGGGAGACAGGUCAGGGAAUAUACGUUGGUGGGAUGUGACUACUGGUCAAUCAUCCUCCUUCACCACUCACAGGGAUGGUAUUCGGAGAAUAAAGUUCUCUCCUGUUGUUCCUGGUGACCGUAGCCGUGGCCGUAUUGCAGUUUUAUUUUAUGACAACACAUUUUCUGUGUUUGAUCUUGAUUCACCUGACCCGCUGGCUAAUUCUCUUUUACAACCACACUUUCCCGGAACUCUCGUACUUGAGCUUGACUGGUUGCCAGUGCGGACAAAUAAGGAUGAUCCAAUGGUGCUGUGCAUUGCUGGAGCUGAUAGUAGUUUCCGUCUUGUUGAGCUUAAUGCAGGUGAGCAGAAACUGGGUGGUUUUGUUCCUGCAAUUCGACCUGCUAAAGAGAGAUUUCGGCCUGUACCAUUGCCUUCUCCUAUACUACUCCCCACACCUCAUGCCCUGGCACUGCGGAUGGUUUUACAAUUGGGUGUGAAGCCAUCAUGGUUUGAUCCAUUCAAUACGUCCAUGAAUGAGUCAUAUAUUCCAGGAACCCCAUCAGCUGGAGACCUGCGUGGUUAUAUGCUAAACUCACCUCGUGCUGGGGAUUCUGCUGUUCCAGAAAUGCUUCUUAAAGUGUUAGAGCCUUACCAUAAACAUGGCUGCAUCCUUGAUGAUGAGAGACUGAGGCUAUAUGCUAAAGUUGUCCAGUGCUCAACACUGAGGUUGGCAUUUGCAGCUGCAAUCUUUGGUGAAUCCUUGGAAGCACUUUUUUGGCUGCAAUUGCCACAUGCUCUCAGCUACAUGAUGAAUAAAUUGGUUAAAAAAUCUCCACAAAAGGCCUCUCAUACAGUUCCAACUCCUGAAAUCGAUGAAGCAUCUAUGCUUAACAGGAUAUCUUCAAAAGGAAAAUCAGCACCAGGACCAGAGAAAAAGAAUGUAGAUGGUCAGCUUAGAUUCAUGGCCUUUGAGCAACAAGAGCUGUGGGAGCAUGCUAAUGAACGGAUGCUAUGGCAUGAGAAAUUAGAUGGUGAAGAGGCAAUUCAAAACCGCGUACAUGAACUUGUGUCUGUAGGAAAUUUGGAAGCUGCUGUUAGUUUGUUGCUUUCAACAUCACCGGAAAGCUCUUAUUUCUAUUCAAAUUCCCUGCGGGCGAUUGCUCUUUCCUCUGCCGUGUCAACUUCUUUACUUGAGCUUGCUGUGAAGGUGGUUGCAGCCAACAUGGUGAGGAAUGAUAGGUCAAUGUCUGGUACACACUUGCUUUGUGCAGUAGGCAGGUAUCAGGAAGCUUGUUCUCAGUUGCAAGAUGCAGGAUGUUGGACUGAUGCUGCAACAUUAGCAGCAACUCAUUUGAAAGGGUCUGAUUAUGCAAGGGUGUUACAAAGAUGGGCAGACCAUAUUCUUCAUGCCGAACAUAACAUCUGGAGGGCACUGAUCCUGUAUGUUGCGGCCGGUUCAUUGCAAGAGGCUCUGGCGGCACUUCGUCAGGCACAACUUCCGGACACUGCAUCCAUGUUCAUACUUGUAUGCCGAGAACUUCAUGCUGAGUUUCUCUCACACUUGGAGUCUGAAUCUGACGAAGAAACAGCUUCUUUAAAAAGUAAGAUACUAAACCUGCCCGGGCUGAAUCCUCAAAGCGAAGAUGUUAUAGCAGUUGACGAAUACUUUGGACAGUAUCAAAGGAAGCUAGUCCAUCUAUGCAUGGACUCUCAGCCUUACACAGACUAAGGACACCUGAUGCUCGGUGUUUAAUAUCAGGGUCUCCAUAAUUAAAUGGGUGGUUGGUUAUACAGACAUUUUGGAGAUGACAGGACCAGGAAUUUGUAACCACAGGUGUAUAGAAGAUCAAUCCACAACAUUUCCGUUUUUGUACCAUUGGAUGUAAGAAGAAAUUUUCGACAAGGUUGUGGGGAGAUGUAAGAUGUUGAUCCCUCCUCUACAAAUGGUAUUUAUAAUUUUACUAUAUUCCAGUGUUGGUGCAGUAGAUCAGAAUGAAUGAUUGGUGGCCGAAGAAGGCACAACUUUAUAUAAGUAGUUGAGUUUCGCCAUCGUUGCAUUGCUGAAAGACAUGUUUUAAAUAUUUUGAAGAUGCCUUUAGAACCAUGGGGCGGGAUGGGGUGUAUGUAUUUCUGUUAUAUCUACUUAUUAUUUUAUGAAGCUUUUUGUGAUGAUCCCUGAAUCUUAUUAUUGCCCAUGUCUAUGUUUAUUUAUUUAUUUAUUAUUAUUAUUA
This is a messenger RNA of Andrographis paniculata, 4673 nucleotides long. RefSeq lists its product as uncharacterized. The coding region runs from base 182 to 4171 and encodes 1329 amino acids. Gene Ontology annotation, molecular function: protein binding. Gene Ontology annotation, cellular component: cytoplasm. Lineage: Eukaryota; Viridiplantae; Streptophyta; Magnoliopsida; Lamiales; Acanthaceae. The record is from RefSeq and is a predicted model, not a curated record. The transcript has 20 exons.